GCUUCGCCGCCACUUCCGGGUUAGCGGUGGCGGCCAGCGAGUCUGAGGAGAAGGCGGCGGAGGGGGCCUGCGAGGUUUCUCUGAGGGAGACGCGGCUCACGAAGACUCCUCAGCCAUGGGUGGCUUUUUUUCAACCAUUUUUUCCAGUUUAUUUGGUACACGGGAGAUGAGAAUUUUAAUCUUGGGAUUAGAUGGAGCAGGAAAGACCACGAUUCUCUACAGAUUACAAGUUGGAGAAGUUGUGACUACCAUUCCUACAAUUGGUUUUAAUGUAGAAACAGUAACCUACAAGAAUCUGAAGUUUCAAGUCUGGGACUUGGGAGGACAGACAAGCAUCAGACCCUAUUGGAGAUGUUACUAUUCUAAUACAGAUGCAGUAAUCUAUGUAGUGGACAGCUGUGACAGAGACAGAAUUGGAAUUUCAAAGUCUGAGCUUGUUGCCAUGUUGGAGGAAGAAGAACUAAAGAAAGCCAUUUUAGUUGUGUUUGCAAAUAAACAAGAUAUGGAACAGGCUAUGACUCCUACGGAGAUGGCAAAUGCACUUGGACUUCCAGCUCUGAAGGAUCGAAAAUGGCAGAUAUUCAAAACAUCUGCAACCAAAGGCACUGGACUUGAUGAGGCAAUGGAGUGGUUGGUGGAGACUUUGAAGAGCAGACAGUGAAAUGGGCUUGAAGUUUGCUUUCAGCAGUCAUGUGAAUGAAUGGAAUGCUGUAAAUAGGACUGACAGAAUAUGAUCUUUUGAAAGAGAUGGGGUUUCUGUGCAUUGUAAAUCACACUGAAUCAAUUGAAUGUUUGUCUGUACUAUGUUUACUCCAUUUCUUAUCUUGUGAAACUUAUAUAUGUAACAUCAAUUUUUAUGAUAGUUAUAUAAUCGAAGAUAGACCAUGAAAAUAAAUGAUUGGAAUAAAACUUUGUUACUAAGUGUUUGGAACUAUUUAACACUAAUAAAUAUUUAACUAUCUUGUGUCUAGA
Messenger RNA from Elgaria multicarinata webbii, 972 nucleotides. RefSeq names its product ADP ribosylation factor like GTPase 1 (gene ARL1). The coding region runs from base 116 to 661 and encodes 181 amino acids. The transcript is spliced from 6 exons. The record is from RefSeq and is a predicted model, not a curated record. Gene Ontology annotation, biological process: vesicle-mediated transport; intracellular protein transport. Gene Ontology annotation, molecular function: GTPase activity; GTP binding. Gene Ontology annotation, cellular component: Golgi apparatus; cytoplasm. NCBI's taxonomy places the organism in Eukaryota, Metazoa, Chordata, Lepidosauria, Squamata, Anguidae.